UCAUCCAUCUCCUAAUAACAAAAUGAACCAAUACUAUCAACAACAACAGCAGCAGCAGUACUACUACUACCAACAACAACAGCAACAAUACUACCAGCAACAACAACAACCACAACAAUCAAACUCACUCAUCUCAUCAGUCAACCAAGCCAUCCAAAACCAUCUACCAAACAACUACCACCACCACCACCCACAAACUCAAGUUCAACCUCAACCUUUCCAAUUUCCACCCCAACAGUUUCAAUACCAACAGCCGUACUAUCAAUAUCCAUAUCCACCUGCCACCACCUCCCAAGGCUACUCCAUCUCUCCCACCGCUCAUCCUGCCCCACCAUACCAACCAUACCCACCCCCUAAUAAUCGUCACCAACAAAAUCAUCAUCAAAAUCAAAAUGAUAAUAGCAGUAAUAAAAGACCAAAGACUCAUCACAAUCAACUCGAGAAGUUUCGAUGCGAAGAAUGUCGACAGGAUUAUUACAAUCUGAUGGAUCUAUCAAACCAUCUCAGAAACCACAUCAAGUGCGAUUAUCAAGACUGUAAAUUCGAGGCGAUCCAAAAUAUCUUAGAUCUUCACAGGGAGGACCGUCAUCUGAUUUUUAAACCUGGCAGAGAACCUAAAAAAGCAAAUCCCAAACCGGAUGGACCAUUGAAUGCGACGAUCCAAGGACUGGGAUACGCGUUAAAGACUCAAGAAGAAAUUGACAAUUGGAUUCAAGAACGCAAGAAAAAGUGGCCCACCAAAGCAGUCAUCACACAAAAGAAAGCUCACGCAGAAGAAAAAAAGCAGAAAAUCCUAUCCGAGCUUUCCAACAAGCAUAAAAACGAGCACAAGAACCGGAGACGGGUGUGGGUCAGGAACGACCAGCUCGACGAUCCAGUAAGUACCGUUAGAAGAGCCGGUCCAAGUUCGACGAAGCCGGAUCAUCGUCAAGGAGAAAGCCAUCAAUUGGAUGGCAACGAGAGUUCAUCAAGUGGAUCAGAUCUCGAUCCCGUGAAAGAUGCCGUGUCUAGUAAAAUCAUCCCUCCCGUCACCGGCCCUUCUUUUACACAAUCUUCUUCCUCCUCCAAUCCUGGGCCAAAUAAGAAUCACCAAACUUCCCAGCGACAAGACCAUCCUAAUAGACCACAUCAAAAGUCAUCCUCUUCCAACCGUCGAAACGACAAUUCUUCUUCCGCCCAUUUGUUUCUGGACCGGUCUGGCCUGUUCUCCAAGUUGAUCGAAAAAGACGUCGAACAAGACGUCUCUGAUCUGUACGAUGUCAUCGAUUUUCUUACCCGGAACUCGUUCCUUGAUGGAUUCCAUACUCAGAUCCUUCAUCCAACUCAUACAGAACCUCCAAUCCAAGAAGUUCUUGAAUGAAGCUAUCAUUGUCAUUGAUAUCUUAGGGAUUCAAAAUUUCAAUCUAGUUAUUAUUUAUUUGGUGUUUCUAUUGGAAGAAUGAGAAGUAUUGGGUGGAUUAAUUAUAUUUGUAAAAAAAAUUGGGGAGACGUUGAUCUCGAGAGUUGAAAAAAGAAAUGGAAGGCUUAUGAGCCUG
Messenger RNA from Puccinia graminis f. sp. tritici CRL 75-36-700-3, 1535 nucleotides. RefSeq lists its product as uncharacterized. Bases 23 to 1360 code for a protein of 445 amino acids. The record is from RefSeq and is a predicted model, not a curated record. Gene Ontology annotation, biological process: box C/D snoRNP assembly. Gene Ontology annotation, molecular function: RNA binding. Gene Ontology annotation, cellular component: nucleus. NCBI's taxonomy places the organism in Eukaryota, Fungi, Basidiomycota, Pucciniomycetes, Pucciniales, Pucciniaceae. The transcript is spliced from 7 exons.